This is a messenger RNA of Phaedon cochleariae (mustard beetle), 528 nucleotides long. The record is from the annotation of a GenBank genome assembly. NCBI's taxonomy places the organism in Eukaryota, Metazoa, Arthropoda, Insecta, Coleoptera, Chrysomelidae.
AUGAUUGUGGUGGUGUGGAGCAUAGCGUUAGUGGUAUCCCUGUCACCACAGAUCCCUCAAUUCAAAGAUCCAGACUACCUCCAUAGGAUUCACGUGAAAAAACAAUGCUUGGUCAGCCAAGACGUCAAAUAUCAAAUAUUCGCUACCAGUUCCACGUUCUAUGUUCCUUUACUAGUCAUUUUCAUUUUGUAUUGGAAAAUAUUCCAGACUGCCAGAAAGAGAAUCAGACGAAGAAAAGAAGGCAGCUCGCAGAUUGACAAGCAUCCAUCAGGAAAGGGCAGCCAUCACCGCAACGGUAAAGUAACGAAGAGCCUGCUAGCCAAACGCAAAUUCCUCAACAUAAAGAGAUACACGGAGAAAAAGUCUUCAGCAGCCGACGCGCUUGUCAACUCUCUGGUCAUGAUGGAAGGCCAGUCUACCACAACGACGAUGGAAAUCGUGGAUGAGCAAGAGGACUGCAAGGACAAAGAGGCGACCACUGCCUUCACUAUUUCGAAGCAAAUCGUUCAAGGUCAGAACUCAGAAUAA